AUGAUAAGAGAGAGCACCCGUCACCCAAACCAAAAAAAAAAAAAAAAAAANCUCGUUCUCUCUCUCGUUGGUGCUGUCAUCUGGAUCAUUGGGACAAUAUUGAGUUGUUUGUGCCCAUGUUGCUUCUGUUUCGCUGCGCUGGCCAACUUCGCUGUGUCUCUCAUCAAACUUCCUGUCAAUGUCCUCCGUUGGUUUACCCACUCCAUUCCUUGUUAACAGCCAGAAGAAACAAGAACACUUCUUUCAUCUUAUUUUUAUUAUUAAUGUUCUUCCUAUUUGUUUUUUUGUUUUUUGUUUUUUAAAUUAUUUACUAAUUAUUAUUUCUUUCAUUCCUUCUUCUUGUGAUUAUGUGUAAUUUUCUCUUUGUUUUUUAAAAAUUAAAAAAUAAAUUAGUUAACUGCUUAA
Messenger RNA from Camelina sativa (false flax), 405 nucleotides. RefSeq names its product signaling peptide TAXIMIN 2. Lineage: Eukaryota; Viridiplantae; Streptophyta; Magnoliopsida; Brassicales; Brassicaceae. The record is from RefSeq and is a predicted model, not a curated record.